Hyposmocoma kahamanoa is the source of this 1205-nucleotide messenger RNA. It is a transcript of the gene DnaJ-21, whose product is annotated as dnaJ homolog subfamily C member 8. NCBI's taxonomy places the organism in Eukaryota, Metazoa, Arthropoda, Insecta, Lepidoptera, Cosmopterigidae. The coding region runs from base 78 to 572 and encodes 164 amino acids. The record is from RefSeq and is a predicted model, not a curated record. The transcript is spliced from 4 exons. Gene Ontology annotation, cellular component: nucleus.
UAAAAUAUCAGUGGCGGACCUUAGUAGAUAGAUAUUUUAAAAUUAGGUAUAGUAAUCAUCGGAUUUAGUUCAUCAAAAUGUCGUCGUCGUCAGCUAUGAACGAUCCAUCGUUUGAUGAGUUUUACACAGAGGUAAAGGAGAUUGAAAAGCGUGACUCCGUAUUGACACCAAAACAACAAAUUGACCGUUUACUACGCCCAGGUUCUACCUAUUUCAACUUGAACCCCUUUGAAGUGCUGCAGUUGGAGCCAGAAUGUACUCUCGAAGAAAUCAAGAAGAAAUACAGACGGUUAUCCAUUCUUGUGCAUCCUGACAAGAAUAUGGAAGAUUUGGAGCGAGCACAGCAGGCUUUUGAGAUUGUAAACAGAGCUUUUAAGACUUUAGAGAAUGAUGAUACAAGAAAGAAAUGCUUGGAUAUUUAUCAAGAGGCCAAAGAACGAACUGAACACAUGGAAUCUCGGCAAAACCGCGUCGACAGCUGGAAGACGUUCCAAUCGGGCGGCGGCAAGGAGAAGAAAAAGAAGAAGAUUAUGGGCUUCAAACCACCAAAGCCUAAACCAGAGAGCAGAUAACUUACUGCGUAGUGUUAAUAUAGUUUAGAUAUAAUUCCUGGAUCUGUGUUAACUGGAUUUGAUCGUUUUAUGCAACCUAAUGGAAUGCGACCUAAUGAUCUUUGUAUUAGAGACGAAAGUAAUAAUGAAUACGUAUAAGUAUUACGUAACAUUUGACUUUUAUUCUACGGAAUACGCGGUACAGUCGUUGCUUUUCUAUGCUCCUAUUAUAACUAACGUAAACCACAUUUUUACCGAAAUUGAGUUACUGUUUGUUACAAUAGUGUAAACUCAAAAAGUAUAUUUUUUCAGAAUCGAUGAAAAACAGAUAAGUUAAAAUUUGUCAAAAGCAUGGCACAUCCUCACUGGUCGAAUUCCUAUCAUAAUUAAAAGUGACGUAAUGUUGGAGAGGGUGUGUACAAACGUUAAUAAACCAUCAAUAAUGACUCACGGCGCCAUCUUUAAAUCGUAUAUUACAAUAUUCUAACGACGAUUUUAUUGACGUGUAGAAAAUCUAAUUUCGGAUUCAGAAAUAGUAUAAUCUUGAAAUUAAACUAUUUUUUCGGAUCUUAAUAGCGUAUAUUUGUUUUUGUAUAUUUAGCUGGAAAGAUAAAAAAAAUGUUCCCCCCUCACUAUUUUAUUUUAUUUUUUAUG